This is a messenger RNA of Manis pentadactyla (Chinese pangolin), 2528 nucleotides long. RefSeq names its product potassium inwardly rectifying channel subfamily J member 11 (gene KCNJ11). The record is from RefSeq and is a predicted model, not a curated record. The transcript has a single exon. Lineage: Eukaryota; Metazoa; Chordata; Mammalia; Pholidota; Manidae. Gene Ontology annotation, molecular function: ATP-activated inward rectifier potassium channel activity. Gene Ontology annotation, cellular component: plasma membrane. Bases 320 to 1492 code for a protein of 390 amino acids. Gene Ontology annotation, biological process: potassium ion import across plasma membrane; regulation of monoatomic ion transmembrane transport.
GGGGGAGGCUACAGGGGGCUCAACAGCGGAGGGGAGUUGAGCUGGGAAUUAUGGCCAGGUGAGGAGCAGGCCUGGCUGGAGGGCUCACUAGGCAAUUAGCAGACAGGCUGAGGUGUGAGGCUGGUAUAAAGAGAAGCAGGGGUCAGGUGGAGGGGAGGAUGACUCUGGUUGGGGAGGCAGCUCAGAAGUGAGGCCAGCACAAGUGAGGGUGGUCCCAGAGUGGAAGGGUGCCCAGGGAGGGAACGGCACCGUGAGACUCUAGGCUUGGUCAGGGGGUGCCCCCCAUGGGGGAAGCCUCUUCCUGGUGGUCUCUGGAGCUAUGCUGUCCCGCAAGGGCAUCAUCCCUGAGGAGUAUGUGCUGACGCGGCUAGCAGAGGACCCUGCGGAGCCCAGGUACCGAGCUCGCGAGCGGAAGGCCCGCUUUGUGUCCAAGAACGGCAACUGCAACGUGGCCCACAAGAACAUCCGGGAGCAGGGCCGCUUCCUGCAGGACGUAUUCACCACUCUGGUGGACCUCAAGUGGCCACACACACUGCUCAUCUUCACCAUGUCCUUCUUGUGCAGCUGGCUGCUCUUUGCCAUGGUCUGGUGGCUCAUUGCUUUUGCCCACGGUGACCUUGCCCCUGGUGAGGGCACUGCUGUGCCCUGCAUCACCAGCAUCCGCUCUUUUUCAUCUGCCUUCCUUUUCUCUAUUGAGGUCCAGGUGACCAUUGGUUUUGGUGGGCGCAUGGUGACUGAGGAGUGCCCGUUGGCUAUCCUGAUCCUCAUUGUGCAGAACAUUGUAGGGCUCAUGAUCAAUGCCAUCAUGCUGGGCUGCAUCUUCAUGAAGACUGCCCAGGCCCACCGGCGAGCGGAAACGCUCAUCUUCAGCAAGCAUGCUGUCAUCGCUGUGCGCCAGGGCCGCCUCUGCUUCAUGCUGCGCGUGGGCGACCUCCGCAAGAGCAUGAUUAUCAGUGCCACCAUCCACAUGCAGGUGGUGCGCAAGACCACCAGCCCUGAGGGCGAAGUGGUGCCUCUCCACCAGGUGGACAUCCCCAUGGAGAAUGGUGUGGGUGGCAACAGCAUCUUCCUGGUGGCUCCCCUCAUCAUCUACCACGUCAUUGAUGCCAACAGUCCGCUCUAUGACUUGGCUCCCAGCGACCUGCACCAUCACCAGGACCUCGAGAUCAUCGUCAUCCUGGAAGGCGUGGUGGAAACCACAGGCAUCACCACCCAGGCCCGCACCUCCUACCUGGCUGACGAGAUCCUGUGGGGCCAGCGCUUUGUACCCAUCGUGGCUGAGGAGGAUGGCCGAUACUCCGUGGAUUACUCUAAGUUUGGCAACACCAUCAAAGUGCCCACCCCACUCUGCACAGCCCGCCAGCUAGAUGAGGACCAUAGCCUGCUGGACGCCCUGACCCUUGCGUCGGCCCGUGGCCCCCUGCGCAAGCGCAGCAUGGCUGUGGCCAAGGCCAAGCCCAAGUUUAGCAUCUCUCCAGAUUCCCUGUCCUGAGCCAUGGGCCCCUGGGCUCCCACACCACCACACGGGCAGCGUGGAAUGCAUGCAGAGUGGAUGUGGUGUGGGCUCCUCGGCCAGGCCAGGACCUGGUGUGAGGCUGGCCCCUCCUCAGCUCAGCCUCCCUGCCUGCUGCGCACCCAGGGUGUUGCAAGACACUUGUCACUAUGCUAUUUCUGGCCUCAGCAGGAGCCUGUACUGGGUUAUUUUUGUCUCAGCUCCUCCCAACCCCAGCUCAGGACUGGAUGUCCCCCUCCCCCUGCCCCAGGCUGGGGAAGCCAUGGGAAGUGUUGAGCCAUAAAGCAGAGUCUCUGGCCAGUCCUGGGCCCCCAUGAUCGAUUGGGCAGGUGGCUGAGGAAGAACAGUCCCUAGUUUGGGGGUCUGCUGCUCUGUUUCUGUGGCCCCAAGAGAUGCCUGUGGUCAGGCCUCAGCCUCCUGGGGUCUCUGAAAAAGUAAUGGGCUAAUGGGUGGGCCCUGCUACCUAGGGAGGGCAGUGAAUGACCAGGUGCAUUCCAAGUGGAAGACUGGAGGGGUGGAGCCUUCACAGACAGAGCAGGUGGAGGCUGACAGGGCUUCCCUCUCCAGGGUAGGCUCAGACAGCAAGGAUGUGGCACGAACCUUAGCAGGCACAGGGAAGAGGAAAUGGGCCCCAUGCCCCAACACCGAGGCUUCUACAGGGAGGGCUCCAUGGGCUGGGGCUGCCUGCUCCCACUCUGUCCCCCGCCCUAGGAGGCUGCAGUGGGAUGGAGCAGACGCUGGUAUGCCAUGCAGAAAGAGGCUGACCAAGCUGGUCCUGGUUUCCCACCAGUGGCUGCCACUCACUUGGUCCAGCGGGUGGCUGUGGAGGGUCUCUGGGUUGUUAGAAAAGGAAAUGUUGGAAUGCUCAGGGUGGUGGGGGUGAGUGAGGUCCCUGAGGCAAAGAAGCCCUUGGUCCUGAAGGGUUUGACCCCAUGCUGGACUGUUGGAUCAGUGCUGUGUGUCCUUGCCCUGAAUCCUGCCUUCUCCUUUGUCAAUAAAGCCUCUCCCUUCAUGA